Cricetulus griseus (Chinese hamster) is the source of this 315-nucleotide messenger RNA. Lineage: Eukaryota; Metazoa; Chordata; Mammalia; Rodentia; Cricetidae. The record is from RefSeq and is a predicted model, not a curated record.
UUCGCCUGAUGGCCCCUCAUUCACUCCAAGUCCUCCACGUUGAAACCCAGAGCUGCAACAUAAGCUGGGAGGUCUCUCAGGUCUCUCACUACAUUGGUAAAGACUUGGAAUUUGAGGCCCGCACACGUUCCCUGGGCCACAGCUGGAAGGAUGCACCCCUGCUAAGCCUCAAGCAGCCACAACAAUGGAUCCACCUGGAGACGCUUACUCCUGACACCUCAUAUGAGCUCCAGGUGCGGGUAUUGGCCCAACGAGGUGACCACAGGACCUGGAGCUCCUGGAGCCAGCCCCUGGCCUUUCGGACAAGGCCAGCAG